This is a messenger RNA of Theileria orientalis strain Shintoku, 2427 nucleotides long. RefSeq lists its product as uncharacterized. The record is from RefSeq and is a predicted model, not a curated record. NCBI's taxonomy places the organism in Eukaryota, Apicomplexa, Aconoidasida, Piroplasmida, Theileriidae. Gene Ontology annotation, cellular component: ribonuclease MRP complex; nucleolar ribonuclease P complex. Gene Ontology annotation, biological process: tRNA 5'-leader removal. The transcript has 8 exons. Bases 1 to 2427 code for a protein of 808 amino acids.
AUGGUUUCCAACCAAAAUUCUAAUAUAUUCUCCGGGAAACAGCCCGGAGAUGUGAAUAAGUUGGAAAUUAUUAAUGUUAAAAAAUUCCUUCAAUCUCGACACCAGGAAAUCGAUGAAAUGUUUGAGAUACUGAAGAAGAAUGAUAAACAGGAGAGGGUAUUUCAAAAGUUGCCUUUUGUAAUGAGGAGAAGGGCCAUGUCGCACAAUCCGUUUAAGAUUCCAAAAAAUAUUCGCAUACACAUCCUCAGAGAAAUGACCAAAAAUGCUCCCAAGGCCUCUAAAAGGAUUAAAAAAAAUAAAAGGAAGAAGUUGAAUAGGUUAGAGGAAUAUCAGAAGAGGUACCAGAAGAACAAGUGGCUUGAAACGCACCUGUAUCACGCAAAAAGGUUUAAAAUGGAUAGCGUUUGGGGGUACAGGCUGGCGCUAACGCCUACACAGAAGUCUAAAAGGCGCUUUUUACGUUACCUGAAACAGAGAUGUGUAAUUCAUGAUCGGUCCUAUUUGGAGGUUUUGUCAGUCACAGGAGAGAUGAAAGACCUGAAAAAUGGGUUCAAGCACGUGUUUUCAGACUACUAUCUGAUGUUUCAAAAAGUUUACACUUCUGGCAAUUUAAGGGGCUCAUGUUUCUGCUAUUCACGAAGAAAUGAGCCGUCUGUUGAUACCAACAAAGAUCACAUGGAUGUGGAUGGACAGAAUUCUGACAAAUUCUUUGAAGUGAACGACGAAUAUGAAUUGAUAGGACCAGUAAAUUAUUUAUGGGUCCCCGAAAAAGACUCGGAGGAGACGAGAACGAUUUGGUUAUUUGUUCAUCCAGUAUCUAUAUCGCAACUGUUCAGUAUUUUAUCGCAAAACAAGGAGCUUAAAGUUGACCAGGUUAACAACCUGGUCAAAUUUGAACUUUUUGGGCCGUUGUCACUUAUGGCACUGAAAAGUGUGCUAAAGGUUGACGUAAACUAUUCUGAGUGCAAUCGAAUGUGGCACUCGCUGGACUACAGUCGGUUCAAUAUUGGCAAUUCGCUAACAUUGCCACUGUUUAUCAGCGUUCCCAAAGCGCAUGGAAACUGUAAACUAUCAUCCUGGGGGCCAAACAAGUUAAAUGAAAGCGCUGAAUCUGUAAUUUUAGAGCCAGAUCAGUCUAAAUUGAGCAGUGAAAGACUGCAGUUUUAUGAAUAUAAAUCCACACCUGCACAAGUCAACGUUAACAAUCUCCUUAGAACCAGGAGAAGGAAAGACUAUUCUAAAUUAGUGGAAAAGUUAUUGGAAUCUCUAUCGAGUACUUCUAGCAGGUCGGCAGAUAAAGUUAAACAGAAAGACGAUAGCAGUGAUUUAGGAGAACCUAAAAUACCAAUAUUGGUGAUAUUUAGGAACACACAGCCGUUUGGAAUAGAUGUGCUAAUGCCGUCCAAUAGCAAUGCAAGUCAACUAUGGGUACUGUUGAAUCGUCAUGGAUGUCUGAGUUUCGGAUUACACGAGAGGCAACUUAUGAUGAACCACUACCAAGUGUGUUCGUUUCCAGAGGAUUUCCCGGAAACUGAGCUCGGCGAACGCUAUUACAAUGAUUUAUUGAGGAGUGAAAUGGUUAAGUACAUUCUGAGGCCUGCGAACAAGAGGGUCAACUACUCCUUUUUGGGGGUGAACAACGCCUUUGUGUUGCCAGUAAACUUGAACGAGCAGACGCUCAAUUUCACACUCGACCUCCAGGAACUUAAGAACUUUAGGAGCUCUCAGGGCUCGCUUUUUAAAUCCAGGCAUCUUCUUCUUAGUUCGUUGUGCUCAGGCCUGUAUCAUUUUCCCACCAACGAGGACUUCAAAGUGUUACGACCAACGAAUUUCCCCUACAACAAGCACAACGUUUACGUCCAGAGACUACUGGAUCAAACGCUUGAACUUCUGGGGAAGAACAGAGAAAACAAAGGUGAGGGCACAUCGGAGCCCGGACUUAAUCUUAAAUUGGGAAGUGACUACUAUGUCGCCGUGAAAUUAAGCUCAUUCAAGGGAGCUUUGAACCUCCUGAGUAGGCUACACAAGGCAGAGCCGAAUGACCUGAAAACAAUUCCCCCUGAGGACCUGAAGAGGAUUUUAAACAGGAACUUUACGCUGACGAGCUACAUGAGGAUAAAGGAGCCGUUUCAUGAUGAGUUCAAAUUGUCGAACCUGAAGGCCAUGCUACACACCAAAAACUCGAAAACCUUGGACCAAGCCUUGGUUCAGAGGGUUUUGGCCGAGAUAAACACGAGAGGCAUUAAAAAUUCGAGGGAAAUGAUCGGCUUCGUAACUUCAAAAGGUUUACACCCAAAUGCUCACCUUUAUUCAGACACCGUUAGCUCCGGGGUGGGCCUUGUAAAACUGGACGCGCUACUGGGUAGUGUUUACAACACACUAUCUGUUUUGGGAGGUGAGAGGGCACAAAAUUCAUUUGCAACUUAG